AUGACGACGCCUCAAGCAACGUCCAGGUUCUCAACGUCGCUAGAGAAAGGAGAGGCGGGAGCUGUUGAAUGGAAAUGCGAGUACCCGUGUGGGAAUGAACGCAGCAGGGACGUGCUGAGGAAUGCACAAUCAGAAGUGGAGCCCCAAUCCCAAUGCGAGAAAUCCUGGGACAGGUUCAACAUUCGCCCAGAUAUCGAUGAGGAGGAAUCCUCGACUCGGGGUCUUCGGGUCUUCAGGUUGAUCCCCCUGACGCUGCUCUUCCUUGCCGUGUUCGGGACGGCGGUGCUCAGCAAGCUGAGCCUUGUGUACUUGGCCGAGAUGAAGAAGGUCGCCAGACAGGCCGGCGAACUCGGCCAGAACCAGUUCUAUUCCUGGGUCCUUGCCUUCGUUCUCGUCAUCCCCAACAUCUUCAGCUCCAUCCGCUGCGGCCUCCGGCUCGCCUUCAAGAACUCCGAUGCCUCCAAUUGGAAGAUUAUCGCUCUGAACUGCCUGCUGGAAGGCUUCAUCGGUCUCGGCUCAGCCCUCAUGGCCAUCGUCAUCCUCCCGGCGGAUUCGGCGAACCUUCUCAGCAGCAUCCUCCUCCUCAAUGGUGUCACCCUGGUGCCGAGCGCGCUGCAGUUCGUCGGAAGAUGGACGCGAGGCAGGAAGCCGCCCAGGACGUCCAAGCUCCUGAGCCUGGCCUCCCUCUGCUGCUGUCUCGGCGCAUUAGCGCUGUCGGUCGCCAAGGUGGCAUUGACGGCGCCCAACGGCGGCUCCACGGAGGCGGGAAUGAUUGCCCACCUGGCGCUGCUGCUGAACUUCCUGCCCGUCGGCUGGCUCCGGGGAUUCCGCGACGCCGUUGGCGAAUCGCGGAACCUCGCCGAGUUCUACGGCUCGCUCGUGCGCACGAUCAUCAUCGUGGCGGUCGUGCUGCUGGACGCGGGCGUCGAGGGCGAGUGGAGGAGCUUCAGCGCCAUCGGCGGCAUCGCGGAACACCGCGAGAGCGUGGCGCUCGCCCUGGCUCUGUUGGGCGUGCAGGCAGGCGCCUCCAUCCUCUGCAAGUGGCUCGCGAACGCCGCCUGCAAGAUCCGCCAGCAGAGGAGCUGCUUCGCCGCGCCGCUCUGCCUCGCCACGCCCGCCGCCCUGGCGGUCGUCGUCGCCCUCCACUUCGUGCUCGACGCCUCGGGCGACUCUCGCUAUGACUGCGAGUCGGUCCGACGGUGGAACGGCUCCGAGCAGACGACGUCCGCAACUACCUCACUCUUCUAUGACCGCACGGCCGCUGCCGUCUGCUCGUUCGUGGGUCCUGGCAAGGACUCAGUGGUGGAUACCGUGCUCACGUUGGGCGCCGGGGCGCUGUGGUUUGCGGCGCUGCUGCUGGCGGCGGCGCCCGCGUUGCGCCCGGGCGGUGCAAUGCGCAUGGAGCGCACACGCGAGCUCUUCGUGCGCCGCGCCCCGCAGCCCGCGUGUCUCGUCGCGGGACUGCUGCUCAACCGGCGGCAGCAGCAGGAGGAGGUGGAGGAGGAGAGGAGCAGCCAAGAGCAAGAGAGGGUGAAGAUCUAUCUGUGCGCAACCAUGUGGCACGAGACCAAGGAGGAGAUGACGAAGAUCAUCUCGUCCAUCCUGAGGCUGGACAGGAGUCAGCCUAAGGAUCUAAGCGUCGGUUCCGGCGGCAGAGGGAAGACGAAGAAUAAUGAGAAAAAGAAGGAGGAGGAGAAGCAGAAGAAGGAGGGGGGAAAGGAGGAGGAGGAAAAUGAGAAAAAGGAGGAGAAGAAGAAGGAGGAGGAAAAUGAGAAAAGGGAGAAGGAGGAAAAGAAGGGGAAGAAGGAGAAGACAGUGAAGCGGGAACCGUACGACUUCUCGGCUCACAUCUACUUCGAUGACGCCUUCGAGAUGAAGGGAGAUCACAUGGUGGUCAACCAGUUCGUGACCAGCCUCAUGGACGUCAUCGCCGAAGUGUGCCGGUAUUUUGAGAAAAACUCGAAUAAUCCACAAGAGGCGCCGUCAAUGGAGAGGACUCAGACGCCGUACGGAGCGCGACUCUCCUACAAACUCCCGCACGGCAACUCGCUGUGCGUGCACCUCAAGGACAAGGAGAUGAUCCGCCAUCGCAAGCGGUGGUCACAGGUGAUGUACAUGUACUACCUCUUUGGCUGGAAGAUCUACCGCAAGAUCCACACAGUGAAGAAAGAUGAACAAGAGGAAUGGGUGGAGAAGCGCAACACCUAUGUGCUGGCCUUGGACGGAGACACGGACUUCUACCCCUCGGCGCUCUCCAUGCUGAUCGACCGACUCAGGAGGGACCCCACCGUUGGCGCCGCCUGCGGGAGAAUUCACCCGACGGGUGUGGGGCCGCUCAUCUGGUACCAGAAGUUCGAGUACGCGGUAGGCCACUGGCUGCAGAAGACGGCCGAGCACGUGCUGGGCUGCGUUCUCUGCAGCCCUGGCUGCUUCAGCCUCUUCCGGGCCAAGGCCAUCAUGGACGACAACGUCCUCAAGACCUACACCACCGUGGCCACCGAGGCCCUGCAGUACAUCCAGUACGACCAAGGCGAGGACCGCUGGCUGUGCACGCUGAUGCUGCAGCAGGGCUGGCGCGUCGAGUACUGCGCCGGAUCGGACGCCUACACCAACGCCCCGCAGGAAUUCAAGGAGUUCUUCAACCAGCGGAGGCGGUGGGGCCCCUCCACGAUGGCGAACACCUUCAGCAUCCUGGAGAACGGCGUCCGCACGGCCAAGAAGAACCCGUCCAUCUCUCGGCUCUACAUUCUCUAUCAGAUCAUCUACAUGGCCACCUCCAUCAUGGGUCCGGCUACUGUCUGUCUCAUGAUUGCAGGAUGUUUCACUUUUCUUUUCAAAAUGGACCAAAACUGGGCACUCCUCAUUGCCAUCAUUCCGCCUGCUCUGUACAUCGCCGUCUGCUUCAAGACGAAGCCCGACACGCAGAUCAAGGUGGCCAUGGUACUCACCGUGGUCUACAUGUUUCUCAUGACGGGCACGCUGCUCGCUUUGAUCGGCGACCUCAUCAAGAACGGCAUCCUCACGCCCAGCGGCAUCUUCUUCAUCACACUUGCGGGCAUCUACCUCAUCACCGCGGUGCUGCACCCACGCGAGUUCUUCUGCAUCGUGCAUGGCUUCAUGUAUUUUAUCUGCAUCCCCACGGGAUACCUACUGCUGCUCAUCUACUCGCUGGUCAACAUGUAUAACGUAUCGUGGGGCACGCGCGAGACCAAGGCACCUUCUGAGCCCACCCCAAAAGAGAAGAAGAAAAGCAAGCAUCGUUGCAAUGAUGCGAAAUGCUGUGUGCUGCCACUCGAUUGGGACUGCUUCCAGUGGAGGAUCAGCGUCUAUCCGAAGGAAUAUGCGGCGAUGAGUCAGGAGGAUGACAUUUCAAGAUGGAUGCUCACCGACUCUGGACACAAACUCAGCCCACGACAAACUUCAGAUUUCCUCGGAUCUCAGAACGAGCAGAGGAACUAG
This is a messenger RNA of Lethenteron reissneri (Far Eastern brook lamprey), 3459 nucleotides long. RefSeq names its product chitin synthase chs-2-like. Gene Ontology annotation, cellular component: cell periphery; cell septum. Gene Ontology annotation, biological process: chitin biosynthetic process. Lineage: Eukaryota; Metazoa; Chordata; Hyperoartia; Petromyzontiformes; Petromyzontidae. Gene Ontology annotation, molecular function: chitin synthase activity. The record is from RefSeq and is a predicted model, not a curated record.